This is a messenger RNA of Lasiodiplodia theobromae, 795 nucleotides long. Its product is annotated as Beta-lactamase. The coding region runs from base 1 to 795 and encodes 264 amino acids. The transcript has 2 exons. NCBI's taxonomy places the organism in Eukaryota, Fungi, Ascomycota, Dothideomycetes, Botryosphaeriales, Botryosphaeriaceae. The record is from RefSeq and is a predicted model, not a curated record. Gene Ontology annotation, molecular function: peroxiredoxin activity.
AUGGCAUCGUCCUCGAACGUUCGAUCGGACUUGGAAGAACAAUUUGUAAGGGAGCUCGGAAAAGAUGCGCUGGACGAGGGCUGGCAGGAUGUCUUCCGGGCAAGCCCAGAGCUUUUCAAAGCCAGUCUCGCACUCAGAUCUGUGCCGAGAAAGAAGAGACAUCUCCCGCUCAAGGUGCAGCACCUCAUAUCAAUAGCGGUCGACAGCUCAUCGACCCACUUGUACAUGCCAGGGAUCCAAGCACACAUCAGAGAAGCCUUCAAGGAGGGUGCAACAAUGGCCGAGAUCGUGGAAGUGAUUGAACUGACGAGUACGCUGGGAAUUCAUGCUUGCAACAUCGGUGUGCCGCUGCUGGUCGAAGUCAUGAAAGAAGAAGGCAUCUACGAUUCGCACCCAACAGCUGGGAAGCCGUUUGACGAACACCGUAAAAAGUUGAGAGAGGAAUUUACACUCAAGCGCGGUUAUUGGCAUCAGUUCUGGGAAGACUUUUUGAAGCUUGACCCAGAGUUCUUCGAGGCCUAUGUGGACUUCUCAUCCAUUCCGUGGACAAAAUCUGUCGAUGGAUCUGAGAAUGGAGUGCUGGAGCCGAAGAUCAAGGAGUUGGUCUAUUGUGCCUUCGAUGCAGCAGCAACGCAUCUAUACCAACCGGGCUUGAAACUUCACAUGAAGAACGCGAUUGGAUACGGUGCAACGCCAGAAGAGAUUAUCGAGGUUCUUGAGAUCGCAAGUCUUUUGAGUCUGCACACGGCGCACGCAGCUAUUCCGCCUCUGCAUGAGAUACGCCGGCAGAUAUGA